AUGCCCAAGAUCAGGCACGGGCGACACCGUUCGUCGCGCCGCGCUCCCCCACUCAAGGACAGCGAUUUUGAUCAUGAGAUUAGCUUGGUCGAUCGCGACGAUGAGGGACAAACGGGGUCCUCGCAAGAACCUUCGCCAGUGAGGAAUCAAAGCACGUCCAAUGUGACAGGCACUGUGGUGGCGCUUGGAGUUGGCGAGGAUGGCGCGUCGUCUACGUCUACUGCCAGACGGGGGAGACCGGGGAGUGCGGGUCAGCCCGUUGUGAAGGUCGACAAACCAUCCCCCUACACAACCCCGUACGAAGCCCCCCGUCCCAUAACCGACCUCCAAACCGCCCUCUCUAAAGCUCGCCGCAUCACAACCACCCACAGCGCCCCAACCUCCGAAAUCGACAUCCUCUACGAAAACCAACGCGGCUGCUUCUGCUGCGGCAUCCCCUUGUUCUCCUCCAAAGCCCUGGGCAACCUGGACCCGCCCGCCUGGACGAAUCACGCGCAUCGCCCGUCCCCUACAGACAUCCACACCGCGCAGGUGCCUGAUCCGAGUUGGGAGUGGGAUCGAGAGUGGCCCACCUGGCGGGUAUAUCGCAGAGGAGAAAAUGAGGAGGAUGAGGAGGGUUGGAUGUACGCUUGUGGGUUUUGGUCGGGGUUUAAGUGGCAUCGGCCGAGGUGGUGGGAUAGUUUUGUGAGGAGACGCGCGUGGGUAAGGAGGAGGGUUAGGAAAACGGGUGAGAUGCUUGAUGCGGUCGAGUCGAACGAUCCGUAUCGGUUGAACCCGGAUUAUUUCACAGUUAGGCCGUCGAGUGAGAGGGCGAGGUCAAGGAGCAGGAGUCAUAGUCGCGCUGGUAGCAGGGCCAGUAGUCGGCUGAGUGUGAGUACCGUUGGAGGGCCAGCAAGCAUCGCGCCGAGUGCGGACUUGGAGGUCAUUGAGCAUGCGGAUGAGCUGUUGGAGGUGCUACGCGAGGGAAGGAUUGACCGCGAGAAGAUUGAGGCUGUGCACAACUACAUUGCCAACGCGCGCGACGGGCUGAGUGGUCUGCCGGGGAUCAUGCACGAUAUCAUGGGAAUGUUUGUCUUCCAGGCUUCGAGGCGAACACUCUUGACCAGUCUGACGGAGAUAUACGAGGGGUUAAUGGCCAGGCUAGAGACCGAAGGUGAUCAGGAAUCAAAGGAGAGGGCAAGAUAUCUUGGGGCAGCUGUCAAGCGUGCGGAUGAGGAGGUUAGAAGGCUAGAGUAUUGGAGUGAUGUAAAAGGGGUUGCCGACGAGGGAGGGUCCAAAGGGGCGGCUGAUCCUCAACAGGGAUGGAGUAGGGAGUGGCAGGGGGUCGAUAAGUCGGGGCCAGCGGCUCCAGCACCACCUCCUAAGGAUGACAGGCCACAAGAGGGAGAGAAGGAGGAAGGGAAAGAUGGAAAAGAUAGGCCGAAAGAGGGGAAGCAAGACUCGGAGAACUGCAAUGGUCAAGAAGGGAGCUGA
Molecule: messenger RNA, 1473 nt
Organism: Thermochaetoides thermophila DSM 1495
Lineage: Eukaryota; Fungi; Ascomycota; Sordariomycetes; Sordariales; Chaetomiaceae
Exons: 2
Coding region: 1-1473 (490 amino acids)
Source: RefSeq, a predicted model, not a curated record